Indicator indicator is the source of this 1908-nucleotide messenger RNA. It is a transcript of the gene TPBG, whose product is annotated as trophoblast glycoprotein. The record is from RefSeq and is a predicted model, not a curated record. Gene Ontology annotation, biological process: negative regulation of canonical Wnt signaling pathway. Gene Ontology annotation, molecular function: protein binding. The transcript is spliced from 5 exons. NCBI's taxonomy places the organism in Eukaryota, Metazoa, Chordata, Aves, Piciformes, Indicatoridae. Bases 1 to 1908 code for a protein of 635 amino acids. Gene Ontology annotation, cellular component: plasma membrane.
AUGAUAGCUCCCACUAUUACCUCUUCCUCAACUGGUGCUUCUGCCCCCGCCACUAAAACGCCCGUCCUGGACAAAUGCAUUGGGGCAGAGGCCAGCCUCGCCACCCCCUGCCUCCACGCCGAGACCUGCCGGGGCCCGCGGACCCCUCGCCUCCUCUGCGCACGCGGGUGCAGGGUGGGCUUCGGGCGAUUCUGCGCUGGGCAUCCCCCGCCCUGGAAAUCCCUCGGGAUUCCCCAGUCUGCCGGUCUGAGUGUGCCAAGCGGGGAAACUGGAAAGCGGCAGCCGGCAGCCAGGCUCCGUCGAGGCGAGCACAGUGCUGGCCGCCGGCUCUCCCGUGGCGGGGCGGUCGGGAACCGCUCCGUGCCGAGCGAGCUGCGCCCUGCCUUCUCGGCUGCUUUGAGGAUAGCUCCACAUGGAGCGGCUCGGCUCGGCUCGGCUCGGCUCAGUGGCAAGCAUAGGAGCCACCGGCCAGGUAGAGAGGCGCAGCGUGAGCUGGAAGCGGGGAAAAACUUCCUCGGCGGGCUCCCCGGAGCAGCUUCGGGCCUGGGGCCGCCCGAGAGAGCCACGUGUCGGGGGCUGGGGGCGAGCCCUGGAGCCGGGAGAAGGUCUCGCUGCCGGGGAGCGGAGCCGAGCCAGCGCCGAAGGGAAACGCCUGCCACCGGAGAAGGGGCUGCCCAGAGUGGGCAGUGCCCCGGCAGAAGCCGCCGCCCGCCUCGCCGCGCCGCCCAGAGCCUAAGGAGCCCGGAGGGGAAAGUUGUGCGCGGGACUGGGCCGGGCGCGAUGCCGGGGCGCGGCGCGCAGUGCCUGGGGCUGCUGCUGCACGUCCUGCUGGGCUGCAGCUCGGUGCAGCAGCCUGACAUCUGCCCGGCCCCUUGCGAGUGCUCGGAGGCAGCCAAGACGGUGAAGUGCGUGAACAGGAACCUGACAGCGGUGCCGCCCAACCUGCCGUCCUACGUGCGCAACCUCUUCAUCACCGGCAACCGCCUGGCCCGCCUGCCGCCCGGCGCCUUCCCCGCCCAGCGCCUGCCCGACCUCAGCGCCCUCAACCUCAGCGGCAACCACCUGCGGGCCGUGGAUGCUGGCGCCCUCGCCGCCCUGCCUGCCCUGCGACAGCUGGACCUCAGCGGCAACCCCUUGGUCUCCCUCAGCCCGCAAGCCUUCGGGGAGGACGGCAGCCCACUGGAGGAGCUGGCCCUCCGGGGGGCCCUGCGCGACCACGGUGUCCUCCUCAGCGUGGCUGCCAUGCUGCAGUCUGGGGCCCUGCGCAACCUCAGCCACCUGGAGCUGACUGACAACGGGCUGCUGCUGCUGCCCUCCAGCAUGUUUGCCACCCUGCUCGCACUGCGGCAGCUGGACCUUGGCAACAGCUCUCUGGUGGGCCUGCAAAACGUCUCCUUCCAGGGGCUGGGCCAGCUGCAGAGCCUCAACCUCAGCGACAACUCCCUGGGUGUGCUGAGGAAUGGCAGCUUGGCCCAGGUCCACAGUCUGCCUGCUCUCCGGCGUGUUGGCCUGGGCCGCAACACAUGGGUCUGCGAAUGCACCAUCGAGGACCUGGCGGCCUGGCUCAGGGAGAGUGACCAAGGGGAGGGCAAAGAAGCCCUGACCUGUGCCUACCCCGACAAGAUGUUGGGCAAAACUUUGGUGAAGACCAAUGGCUCGGAUCUUAACUGCUCCGAGCCCAUAGAUUUGCCUUCCCAGCUACAGACUUCAUAUGUCUUCCUAGGGAUAGUCUUGGCUCUCAUUGGGGCCAUUUUCCUCCUGGUUUUGUACUUGAACCGGAAAGGAAUCAAAAAGUGGAUGCACAACAUCAGAGAUGCCUGUAGGGAUCACAUGGAGGGCUACCACUACAGAUACGAGAUCAAUGCAGACCCCAGGUUAACAAACCUCAGCUCCAACUCUGAUGUCUGA